AUGUGUUAUCUCUUUUACUCCAAAAAGGCUAAGGAGCAAGGGAUUAGGAACUUCAUCAAUAUUCUUGGUGCUUAUUGUGUGGCUUCGGGGCAAUGCUUGAAUUACAUGAAAUCAGCUGAUCCCGUGAUCCCCCCUAAUUGUCGGAGACAUGACAUUAUUCUCAACUGUGAUGGGAUUUUUAAAAAGGGCAAGGCCGCUAUUGGUGUUGUUGUCAGGUAUUCGAACGGUUGCAUUGUGGACGGGUUUGGUGCAAAGGUUUUGGCUUCCUCAAGCGUCCAAGCAAAAGCUUUUGCGGUGAGGGAAGCAUGUCCACUUGCUACUGCAACAUAG
Molecule: messenger RNA, 330 nt
Organism: Ilex paraguariensis (yerba mate)
Lineage: Eukaryota; Viridiplantae; Streptophyta; Magnoliopsida; Aquifoliales; Aquifoliaceae
Source: the annotation of a GenBank genome assembly